Messenger RNA from Pseudoliparis swirei, 3983 nucleotides. It is a transcript of the gene abraxas2, whose product is annotated as abraxas 2, BRISC complex subunit. Gene Ontology annotation, molecular function: microtubule binding; polyubiquitin modification-dependent protein binding. Gene Ontology annotation, biological process: protein K63-linked deubiquitination; attachment of spindle microtubules to kinetochore; mitotic spindle assembly. The transcript has 9 exons. The coding region runs from base 22 to 1350 and encodes 442 amino acids. Gene Ontology annotation, cellular component: nucleus. The record is from RefSeq and is a predicted model, not a curated record. NCBI's taxonomy places the organism in Eukaryota, Metazoa, Chordata, Actinopteri, Perciformes, Liparidae.
AUUCAUCGGGAUGUUUCCAUCAUGGCGGCGUCCAUUUCAGGUUAUACUUUUAGUUCUGUGUGUUAUCACAGCGCCAACAGCAACUCAGAUCAUGAGGGCUUCCUAUUAGGAGAUGUAAGGCAAGAAGAGACUAUCAGCAUCAGUGACUCACAGAUCAGCACUGCAGAAUUGGUCCAGGUAGUAGAAAUUCAUAACCAUGAUCCUUGUGCAAAGUUAUUUAGCUUUUAUGACUACGCAGGAAAACUCAAUGAAGAAAAUCUCAACCGCAUUCUUAGAAAUAGGCGGAAAAACGUUAUUGGUUGGUACCGGUUCCGGAGGAACACGCAGCAGCAGAUGUCGUUCAGGGAACAGAUCAUCCACAAACAGCUGACUGAGCUGCUCGGUGUGCCCGACCUCGUCUUCCUUCUUUUCAGCUUCAUCUCCACCGCCAACAGCUCCACGCACGCUCUGGAGUAUGUGCUCUUUAGACCUCACCACAGUCGGUACAACCAGAGGAUCACCCUCACAAUCCCAAACCUUGGCAACACGAGCCAGCAGGAAUACAAAGUCUCCUCGGUGCCCAACACCUCAAUCAACUACACCCAGGUCAUCAAGGAGCACGGAGCCGAAUUCUUUGAUAAAGAUGGCAUCAUGAAGGAUAUCCGAACAAUAUACCAAGUUUACAGUGCACUACAAGAUAAAGUGCAGGCUGUGUGUGGGGAGGUAGAUCAAAGUGAGCGUUUGAAAGAGAAGAUUCAAGAGGAUGUGAACAAACUCAAACAACAAAUUGCUCUCAGGAAACGCGACACGGCAGAAGAGGAGAGAAGGCUCCUUGAGGCCCAAAAUACGGACUACCGUCCCACUCCAGAGGAGAACACGGAACCUUCUGAUGCGUCCCCUCUUUCCAGAAUAGCUUUCCAAACACCCUCUGCUCCUGAGCGGCCCAGUACCUCACCUAACCCACCGUCUUAUUCUGACCUCUUGGUCCAGCGGGACUCUCUGCUCUCCUCUUCCUCCCCAACUACCAGUGCUGCCCUACUGCCCCGGCCCCAAGCCGUGGGCUCUCCGGGACACCCUACGCCCGGCCCACCGGGGAUGGGCCUGGGCCUCGCCGCCAACUCCACUCCCGUCACGACUCCCAGCACCCCGUACCUCGGCAACGGUGACGGAUCAAGCUCCGACUCGUUAGAUAGACAGGCCGCAGGGCAGGAAGACGACGACGAAGAUGAUGAAGAUGGGGACAGUAGCGAAUAUGAGAACUUGGUGAGUGAAGCCGGUCAUCUGCCAAUGGUCUCCGCCAGCGGUUUAGCACAAGGCCGGCCAGCUGCCCUCGGUCCGGACGGGGACGCUCGUGGCUCACAGGCCACAUAGAAACACGCCGCAGGGGUGUGUAUGGGACAUGAAUAAGUGACGCGCCGUGAGAGGUGGGCAUCUUAAGCAAUCAAAGAUAGACAAAUAUAGACAAAAGUGCCAGUCCUGAAAGUGAAAGGCAUGCACAGUUGGUGUCUCGCUGUGAGUGUUUAUUGUCUUAGUCUGAUCUCCAUUUUUAGGGGGAACGUUGCGAGGCUUCGCAGGCUUAACGAGAGUGUCUCAUUGGAGGGUCAAGUCGUCUGUUUUCAUUUUUUUUCUUUUUGGAAUAGGGUCAGUGUGGGUAAUUCAGUGUGGAUGUUUCGGCUCCCCUAAAAGACAGGCCCUGCUCCACGCUUUCUUCUGUAUCUUUUCGUUUCACUUUUGCAUCACCAACUCUUGAGCACCCACUCUUGCGUCUUGCACUAUUGUUUUGCCUUCUUACAUCAUCGAAGAAAAGCAAAUGGAGAAUGUUCUGCAGCCUUCAAACUUUUUUUUAAAAGAAGUAAAUGGUCGUUAGCUAUUUUUUCUUCUUAAAGAGAUCUUUAUAUGUAACUAGAAUUACUUUAACAUGCACAUUUCUCUUAUUUGAUUUGAUUUCCCCCAUGCUCCACAUUCUUUAAUUAGUUAUACAAUUACCUAUUUAAAUAAUGAAGAAUAGAUUUGUAAGCAAGAUUUAUUCUGCCACUUGAAAAAUGGGUGCUUUAUAUAUACAUACGAUAUUUUGUCAGAUUAUUAGUUAAUCUAAUUUGAUUGACAAGAAUGUCAAUGUCUUGCUCCUCUCGGUUAGCACUGAAAUUGUAUGCGCUUUGCUGCACUUAACACAAUUUAAGAUGUCUUUAUUAUUGUGCUAUACCAACGCUGUUAUGUUGUGCCACUUGAGUAGUGCUCUUCGACCAUGAGCAAAAUUCAGCUCAGCUUUUGUCUGUUGUCCGGAGCUCACAUGGCAAACACAAUGUACUGUAGCUUUACUAACCAGAUGCUUAUGAUUCCCUUCUGCUGCUGCAACACAGAUAGCUACCACUAAAAAACAAACUGCAUCUGUCUAUUCUUCGUCAUAUAAAAAUCUGGCUGCUACUUCCUCUUCCCAGUGCUGGUUGUCUCUAAUACUACUGACGGUGAGCGUAUAUCCACCAAGCUCACUUCUCACUGACUUGUUCUCUAUUAAAGUCAUCAUGGAAGGCGGAUACCCCCUGUAGAGUGUGAAUUGUAACUUUGGAUGCGGAGAGCGAACGAUCACCUUCCGGUCUUGGCAUAGUCGACAGCGGACCUCAUUUAUUCUGACCUGGUUGGGUCAAUGUCACGUGUCUGGACCUGGAUAAUGUGACGAAGAGAAUGCUUCAACAUACAGUGCCUUCCACUCAGGUCAGUUUCUAUCUGCACACAGAACACAUCCACAGAUCCCUCUCGGGAGGUAAACUACAGUAAAACAAUCUGUGUUGCAUUUGCAAUAAUCGAUUUCUAGCUGCUUCUUUUUUUUGGUCGUCCUGCAGCUUCAUGCCUCCCUUUCUAUGAUGUGGUGUUUUGUAUAAAGCUAUUCUCCCUUUUUACUUUCACGACCGACUUCUAAGUGGACCUGCGUCUCGCGGAUGCAGCUGUGACUUUGCUUGCUUCAUAAUUUGAAACUGGAAUUUUAACUGUAAAGUCACAGCUGAUCUGCUUAGUAACUGAUACUUCUUGUGAGGCAGAGAUGGUAUGAUGAUCCUGAAGAACUUGACCGGCCUUUUAAACGGCUGUCUCGUUUGAAGACGACUAAGUAACGAGGCGUGGAUUGAUUUGGUGCCGGAUGUAGGACACCCUCGCAUGAACCCGUCAAUUCCAGACACGGUAAUAUUCAGCAUGGAAAGACAUUUGCACUGCACACGGAGGACGUCACGGAAGAUGUCUUGAUCAGCAAGUUGCACUCCCGUAUGAUUUUGUGGUGGGAGAAGCUUUGCCUUGUGAAUGAGCUCCACUUUAUUUAUGCGAACUGUUUGUACGACGUGUUGUUGUUUUUUGCCCGGAUGUGUAAUGCCAAUGCAGCACUUAUUGGGGAACUGGCACCUCAAUUGUUACUUUAUAAAUCACCCAGAGUAACACAAUCACACAAUGUUAAAAGAGAUGGCAAAUUAAAUAUGUUCGGAAUAUGGUUUCCUUUGAGUACUGGAAUAUAAGAAAAAUAUAUAAUGAAUGUGUAGUAGAACCGGGUGGGGAUAGCACUAGCAUUUAAACAGCACUUGCUGUAUAAGCUUGUCCCAGUUGAGUGUUGUGGUGGUAUAGAGCAGCAAUAUGUUGGUUCUUACUCAUAAUCCUUGCCUUCAGUUUCUACACUGCUUUUUAAAUCUUUCUGGCGUCCCCAGGUGAGACCCUGACUCGACGACCAGAAUGAAAAUCAGCAGGGUGCUGAGGGCCACUCGUAAAAUACGUGAGAGGAUUAACCUUGUUAGUAUCCUAUACCUUUAAGUUCCAACAGAGUAGAAAUAUACACUCAUGUACUCUUACUAUUGCAACAUCAACACCUCCCUGAAAGCACAAAGUCCAGUGCACAGCUUCAAACUUCUCAGCUUUUAUCUGAAUGUGUGUACUUGUCAAAAGUAGAUAAUGGACUUGCUUGGUCGUGCACAGAGAAUAGGUUUCUUAAAUUGGGAAAUAAUAAAUGACAUGCAUAUGUGAUAUGA